AUGUCACGACUAGGCGUGUUCUUCUACGUGCCGAACGUUAUCGGGUACCUCCGGAUGGUCAUCAUCGCUGCAGACUGGCUUCUAGUCAAAGAUGACGUCUGGUUUGCCGUGCUCUUCUUCGUCUCCGUUCUCCUGGAUGGCGUGGACGGGUGGGCGGCCCGACACUUCCGUCAGGUCUCGGCGUUCGGUGCCUUGCUCGACGUGAUCAUCGACCUCGGAGCCCGGGCCAUGCUCUGGAGCCUCGUGUGGCCCAGGUUCGGCGGAUUCAUCUCGUCCAUCGAGUGGGUCGGCUUCCUCUGCAACUACAAGGAGGCCGGAAAGGACUGGAAGAGUCCGAGAGACCAUCCGCGCUGGAUUCGGGUCAUUCUGGCGAACGGUUUCAAAAACUUCUGGGGCGGGAUCCUGGUUCUGGGCACGCACUUCCUGCCCCUGGGCAUCUUUGUGGCCGAGCGGGGCAUUGUAGGCUGGGAACUGAUGAAGCCCGUCAUUGGGUUCUUGUGGUUCGGGAAGGGCAUUUGCUUCAUGACAGAAGCUUACUUCAUUGGCUACCACGUCAACAAGAUUAAUCCCUGA
Messenger RNA from Ixodes scapularis (black-legged tick), 573 nucleotides. Its product is annotated as CDP-diacylglycerol--inositol 3-phosphatidyltransferase 1-like. Gene Ontology annotation, biological process: phospholipid biosynthetic process. The record is from RefSeq and is a predicted model, not a curated record. Lineage: Eukaryota; Metazoa; Arthropoda; Arachnida; Ixodida; Ixodidae. The coding region runs from base 1 to 573 and encodes 190 amino acids. Gene Ontology annotation, cellular component: membrane. The transcript has a single exon. Gene Ontology annotation, molecular function: phosphotransferase activity, for other substituted phosphate groups.